CAGGGGUUGAUGGGACAAUUUCAGUUUCUGGUGGAGCAUGGUCGUUAACAAGAGUUUCCUCAACAAGAGUAACACAUACUACAGUGUAUAGAUUGCCUAGAAGGCCUUCAUCAUUGGAUUUGGAUCUUUUUAUUCCACACACAAUGGUGAUGUUUUGCAGUUUUGCAUUAAAAGAUUCCAAGUCCAUGUCAUCUUCUGUGUCCAUUUUUGCAAAUUUCAGCAACUGUAUUACAUCACUGGUAAAAAGGGUCACAGGUCUAAUGCUGGCCUCAUUACCAAAUGAAGCGUUGAGCCUGAACCUGUAUGUAUCACAAAGUUUCAGGAAACGUUCCGUGCACAAAUACAAUGCAUGUUAAUG
Molecule: messenger RNA, 358 nt
Organism: Cuscuta europaea
Lineage: Eukaryota; Viridiplantae; Streptophyta; Magnoliopsida; Solanales; Convolvulaceae
Source: the annotation of a GenBank genome assembly